AUGUUAGCUCCGAUACUUUUGCUUUUGUACUUUUCUGUGAAUCCGUCAGAUGCCAAUUGUGGCGGAUACUUGUGUGGAUCAGCUUCAUAUUAUCAACAGCAACCACAACAGAUCCCAAGAUAUCAGCCAUCAUACACGCCAGUUCAACAUCCAUCCCAGCAACAAGUUCUACAGUACUAUUACCCCGCUAAUACUUAUCAAAUUGCUCCACAACCAAUGCCCCAAAAAGUGACUCCACCUGUAAUCUCGCCUUCUCUUGAUAAGGAAACACCAGUUUCUACGGGUAAAAUGAAUUAUGAUGAAUUCGAGAAAGAACUCGAAAAACUGAAACCAGCAUCAGCAGUGACGUCUGAAGACAAAGUGGAUAACAAACUGGAUUUGGCACUUCUGAAUGCUUCUAUUCCAACACAAUCGAUCACAUACAUUCGGGAAUUCCCAGCAGGAUACUCUCCAGAAGCUUUCAUGACUCGUCCACUUCCGUACCGCCCUGUUCCAUUUGUACCUGUCCAACUUCCAGCAGCCUGUCAACAGUACUUCAUGCCUCGUCCGAUGCCAAUGCAACCACAAGUUGUCCAACUGCCAUCCGCUUAUGUAACCGCUCCUCCGAUUUCCGUCCGCCAACAACCCGUGUCCAUUCUUCCGCCUCCAAUUAACGAUUGCUGCGGAAAGUGUGGAGCGCCGUGUAAAUUUAGGUCGAAAAAGAAUGUAAUCGCUUUGGCGUCAAAGAUAUUCACAGCUGAAUACGUUCCACGAAGAGAUGCAGACAAUGAGGAUGAGCCAAAAGAUCCAAAAUGCAGUAGCGAGAAAUUGAAGGAUCUUAUGAACAAGUACAUCACAAGGACCGUGGCUUUAUCCAAACGACUAAUCCAAAAGAAUGCGGAAAGUGAACUGGGAGGAUAUUUCUCCGUUUUCUGUUCGAUUGACGAUUUCAGUUAUGUUGCUCGAAGUGAAAUGUUCUGCCAACUCCAAAAGAAUGAUAUCACUUGUUACGCCUUCAAACACAAAUAG
Molecule: messenger RNA, 1008 nt
Organism: Caenorhabditis briggsae
Lineage: Eukaryota; Metazoa; Nematoda; Chromadorea; Rhabditida; Rhabditidae
Gene: Cbr-grl-1
Product: Protein CBR-GRL-1
Exons: 5
Coding region: 1-1008 (335 amino acids)
Source: RefSeq, a predicted model, not a curated record